GUCCACUGAGACACCAGACAACACUAGAAAACGGGGGGCAAAAUAGUCUGGUGUAUUUCAAGUCGGAAACAGAUUCAGACAGCUUUGGUCUGUAAUGCUACAGCUGGACCCCACUCCUGUGCUCAUUAAUCGAGUUACUCAGCGCAUGUAUACGGGUAAUCCGAUUAUCUCUAUUUUUUCCCCCUACAUCCGCGCAUGUGCAAAAUGGCAACCGGAGAGAGAAAAAAUCUGCCCUGGAAACUGUAAACACAUUUAUUCAGCACUACAGGUUUCAUUUGACGCUAUUACAUGGGAAAAUGGCGACAAAGCAGCAUUUUUGGAGCGAUAGUGAGACAACUUUCAUGCUUGACGAAAUGAAAGAUUUGAAUAUUCUUCAGCUUCUCGACGGGAGGAAAUACAGGAACGGAGACAUGUUUAAGAAGCUGUCAGAUAAGAUGGCCUUGGCAGGUUAUACACGGAGUGUGGAGCAGAUCCGCACUCGAUGGAAAGUCCUGCGGCAGUCUUAUUUCAGAGCUAAGAGGCAGAGCAGCAGCAGUAGCAGCAGUGUGGUAGUAAGCCCGGUGGACUGCCCUUAUUUCGACACACUCGAAGAUCUUUUAGGUCCCAUCCACUUCUCAGCCACAGAGGGAAGCGGAGUGGAUGUAGGGUUCCAGGAGCUAACUCCAAGCCAAACAGUGGAGGAUGUGGCCUCAUCACUAUCAUCACCAGAGGGUGUUGAAGACACAGAGACACAAGAUAUCCAUGUGGAAGUUGAAUCAGCUCACCUCGUACAAUCAGCACCUCAGCAACGCCUCACUGGUUCAAAAAUCAGGAAAAAGAGGCGCAGGGUUGAUCAAGACCACUACAGCUUCCUGGAGAAUUUGCAAAGACAGCAUCAGACUUGGCUGGUAAGCCAGAUGCAGCAGCAACAGGAGCGUGAUGAACGUUUUAUUUCAUCUCUUAUGGAGGCCAAUGCACAGGCUACAGAACGGGUUGUUUCUUUAAUGCUCGAUGGACUGCAGAAGAUGAUAACUCCGAACGUGAACAGCCCACAUCGUUCUACAGCACUGCACCAUCCUGCUCAAAAUGGAAUUUCAAGUCCUCGACCAUUGAUAAAGAAUGAAGACUUUGAGGACUAUGAGACAGGGUAGAGAAUGUGUGUAAACUGUGCAGCACAGAGCAAACAGUGAAGGCCUGGUAAGCUCCACUGAGGAUCUAGUGUUUAUGACUAGAGUAAAACACAGGCAAGCUACACUGAUCAGGCAUAACAUUAUAACCACCUGCCUAAUAUUGUGUUGAUCCCCCUUUUGCUGCCAAAACAGCCCUGACCCAUCUUGCACUGUGCAUUCUGACACGGGCCAGCCUUCACACCCCACGUGCAUCAAUGAGCCUUGGCCGCCCAUGACCCUGUCGGCGGUUAACUACUGUUCAUUCCUUGGACCACUUUUGAUAGAGACUGACCAAUGCAGACCGGGAACACCCCACAAGAGCUGCAGUUUUGGAGAUGCUCUGAUCCAGUCAUCUAGCCAUCACAAUUUGGCCCUUGUCAAAUCCUCACGCUUGCCCAUUUUUCCUGCUUCUAACACAUCAACUUUGAGGACAAAAUGUUCACUUGCUGCCUAAUAUAUCCCACCCACUAACAGGUGCCAUGAUGAGGAGAUAAUCAGUGUUAUUCACUUCACCUCUCAGUGCUCAUAAUGUUAUGCCUGAUCAGUGUAUGUGUUGAACAGUAGCAGAAGCAAAACUACGAGUAGCACAAGCAAAGUUACCAGCAUGCAUGUUUAUAAAAACAUCACAUAAAAUGUGUGGCUUUGAGAAAAAGACAUCACAUUUUGUUUAUGCGCAUUUGUUUAUGCGCCGUUGUCCUUCCUGCCUGCCCUGUGUACAGAAAUGAUGGAUAAUUUAAUUUACUCCAUGACACUUUGUUUAGACCAUUAAAUCCUGACAGUUUAUACAACAGCACUGCCAAAUUCUCAAAUGGGAUUGGUCAGGUGUCAAUAAAUUUUUUCAAACAGCAGCUGACAGUAUCUCCGGCUGUAGUUCAGAUCACAGGUUUAUUUUAAUGUGCGUGAUCUAAUACGUUAUAAUUUCUACAGUAACAGAUAACACUUGUAUGGAGGAUGCUCUGCAAUAAUCUAAGCUUAAUAAUAUGGAUUAAAGAGGUCUUGUUACUUAACAAAUAAACCAUAUCACCGUUAUGGUGAAAUCCUAAGGAAAAAGAAUGUUUUGCUUUUUUACAUAACAAGCUUGCUUUCUUUUUUGGGGCAAGUAAAAGUCAGAUACUGGUGAGACAGUUUAUAUUGUGAUAACAGGUACUUACUAUGUCUCUAUGUUCCGCAAUAUUAAAUGUUACUAUAUAUGGCUAAAAAGCAUGAUAGGUCAUUCAUUAAUAAAUUAAAAAUUGUAGUCAAAUUGCUGUGUUAUAAGAGGAAUAAAAACAUGAGAGUAAAGCAAA
Messenger RNA from Hemibagrus wyckioides, 2434 nucleotides. RefSeq lists its product as uncharacterized. Bases 297 to 1130 code for a protein of 277 amino acids. Lineage: Eukaryota; Metazoa; Chordata; Actinopteri; Siluriformes; Bagridae. The transcript is spliced from 3 exons. The record is from RefSeq and is a predicted model, not a curated record.